Messenger RNA from Xyrauchen texanus (razorback sucker), 1443 nucleotides. Its product is annotated as protein unc-93 homolog A-like. NCBI's taxonomy places the organism in Eukaryota, Metazoa, Chordata, Actinopteri, Cypriniformes, Catostomidae. The coding region runs from base 13 to 1443 and encodes 476 amino acids. The transcript is spliced from 8 exons. The record is from RefSeq and is a predicted model, not a curated record.
AGACCUGCAAAAAUGAUAACCCAUGAUACCAAAAAUGUCCUUGUGGUUUCUUUUGGAUUUUUGCUCUUAUUUACGGCAUAUGGAGGGCUACAAAGUUUACAGAGCAGUCUGAAUGCAGAGGAUGGAAUGGGCGUUAUAUCAAUUAGUGUGAUCUAUGGAGCCAUUAUACUGUCCUCGAUGUUUCUGCCUCCCAUAAUGAUCAAAAAUCUGGGCUGCAAAUGGACCAUCGUUAUUUCCAUGGGAUGUUAUGUGGCAUAUUCCUUUGGAAACCUAUCGCCAGGCUGGGCAAGCCUGAUGUCCACCUCGGCCAUUCUGGGUUUUGGAGGUUCACCACUUUGGUCAGCAAAAUGCACUUAUCUUACAAUAAGUGCCAACAAGCAAGGCCAGAAACUCAACAAGAAAAGCCAGGACAUCAUAAACCAGUACUUUGGUGUCUUCUUCUUCAUUUUCCAGACUUCGACAGUGUGGGGCAACCUCAUGUCAUCUCUGAUAUUUGGACAGGACUCUAACAUAGCUGAAAUCCCAGAGGAGAACUUGCAGUACUGUGGAGCGGGGUUAUGCAUUGAGAAUUUUACCACCACUGGAAACACAACCCGUCCAGAAAAACGCCUAGUGGAUAUACUAUUAGGCUGCUACAUUGGUGUGGGGCUUCUGGCCAUAAUAUUUGUUGCUCUGUUUCUGGACAACAUAGACCGAGAUCUGGCCAGAGAAUUUCGGAAAAACAAGGGCAAUGUAUCCUUUUGUAGCACCAUCCUGUCCACCUUUAAACUCAUGAGAAACCCCAAAUUGUUGCUGCUCAUUCCAUUGACCAUAUACAGUGGGUUUGAACAAAGCUUUCUUGAUGGCGAAUAUACAAAGAACUAUGUGACAUGUGCGUUAGGAAUACAUUAUGUUGGCUUUGUCAUGAUCUGCUUCGGUGCUGUAAACUCCUUGUGCUCAUUUGCUUUUGGGAGACUGGCAGCAUACACUGGAAGAAUUCCCCUCUUUUGCUUGGCUGCACUGAUAAAUCUGGGCUGUAUUUUGGGUCUGCUGUACUGGAAGCCUCAUCCAGACCAGCUGCCUGUAUUUUUUGUGUUUUCUGCCCUGUGGGGCAUGGCAGAUGCUGUGUGGCAAAUACAAACCAAUGCACUGUAUGGUAUUCUCUUUGCUGAUCACAAAGAAGCUGCAUUUGCCAACUACCGCAUGUGGGAGUCACUUGGUUUUGUAAUAGCCUUCGCUUACAGCACAUACAUCUGCUUGUCUACCAAGAUUUACAUUAUUUUAACUCUUCUGGCCGUAACCAUGGUAACUUACCUAUUUGUCGAGUACAAAGAGUACAAGCAACCAACUGAACAAAUGAUUUACGUGUUUAAUUCAGAGAAGACUGACCUCAAAGAUGAAAAAUAUGUUAAAAUACGUGAAAAUUUGAAUGAAAAAUAUGUUGUUAGCCAGACACAUUUUUAA